AUAUAUAUAUAUACCAUAUCAAACGUGCGUUUCAGGAGUUGCAAAAUCUGCCACAAGUUGGAAUAGUUGAACAUUAUAAAAAAGUGUAAUAGUGAAACGCUUAGUCUGCAGAUAUAUUUCUGUAACGAUUUUUUUCUUUUACAAUUUCUACUUCUAUCUUUUAAUUAGCAAUCGGCAAAUGUCCCAAAUUAAAUUGUUUAUACUCAAAAAAAAUUACGCGCACGAUAAAAGCUUGAUUUAAGAAUCCGCUUCUUUCUUCAGAAGCGUCAAGAAGCAAAUUCGAUUAAAUAAUCUCUUUCCGUUUCUCGCGCUCCUCGAAUUCGAUACGCGCUUGAUAGGAGAAAAAGAGAGCGGUACAGGAUGCGCAAGACGGAUGUGAUAAACUUGCGCGUGUAUCGAUCAGCUAUAGCGAUGCCGUAGCGUUUCUUCCAGGCGAAUCCCUAGGACGCGUCAUGCCUGUCUGCCUCGGGACCGAUCGGACGGGCGCCAUCGAGUUCAGGCUCCUCACCGACGACAGAAUUGAGGAUGCCCUGAUCGUGCAACAGCUUUCCAUGCGGCAGGAGUGCAUCGCGAUCGGUGUGGGCAUGUACGAGGAUUUCGGCGCCUCCGAAGAGAUGCAACUGGUCUUCAGGGAGGUCAUUAAGGAUGGCUGCACGGUGAUCGCGAUCGAUCGAUCGGAUCGAGUAGUCGCCGUGGCGUUCAACAAGUUGUGUACACCACCUCAGCCCGAGGAAACGGACCCCUUUGCAUUUUUUGUAGAAAAUAACAUCAAGCAUCGCUCGUGCCGGGAUCUGAUUGAAUUCAUCGACGACAUAGAAUCGCGAGUAGACGUCUUCCAGAAAUAUAAUGCACGGGGUGCCAUGGAAAUCUUCUACAUAGGCACGCAUCCGGAGUCUCAGGACCGCGGGAUCGGUCUGGAGAUCACCGAAAAAAGUCUCGAGGUCGCACGAGGAUUGCGCGCCAGGAAAUUGAAGCAGAUCUGCGUAACCGACGAAAUCGUCAACGAGCACGUGCGACCGGAAGUGGUCUUCGCCGUCGCCGCUUCGACAUUCAGCCAACGAAUCAUGGACAAGCUGAACUUCGAAACGCUUGUCGAGGUACGGUAUGAAGAUUACGUACGCGGUGGCAAGAAGAUGUCUGACAGAAUAGGUCAUCUGCACAAGACGGCCAAGUUAGUCGCUCGUAAGCUCUGAUGACGUCACUUUUUUUUUUACAUAAAUCGUUCGCUUUUAUAUCAAAAUAAGAGCGAUGUCUAAAACAUUAAAUAUGAAGAAAUAGAGAAAGGUUACAGUUUAGUUAUGUAGCACGUGUUGCGGAAGAAUAAUUGGCAGCACGUCGUAAUACUGUUGAUAUAAUGUUAUAUUAUACAAAAUGAUAUAAAUAGUAACGUUACAUAUGAGCACAUUAAUCAAUUUAACAAGCUAGCAUUGAAAUUAGCUGCUGAAUAAUCGACACUGUGGAUUGUAAGAUAUUUAUUAUAUCUAUGCAUUAAGUAGCGGAAACAACGCUACUGUGUUCACUACUUUGUUAAAAAUGUAUUGAAAAUUGUCUUUGGUAAUUUUAAAAACAUUGUUCAUUCUUUUGUAUAACUCAUUUCUUCUGAAUAUGUAAAAUUGCACAAACGAUAGAAGUAUAAAAAUUGUUAUCUCUUCGUUAUCUCUCGUAUACAUUUCCAUUAUAAAUAUAAUUUUUAUGUUUGUUGUUCACAUAAUUUUACACACUUUUUUACAGUGUGCUGAAAUUAUACAUAGGCUGAAAAAGAAUUGACCAAUUUAUUCCUAGUUGACAUUGACAAAAUUAAUUGUAACUGAAGAAUUUUUCGGAUUAAAAGAUACAAGGA
Molecule: messenger RNA, 1840 nt
Organism: Pogonomyrmex barbatus (red harvester ant)
Lineage: Eukaryota; Metazoa; Arthropoda; Insecta; Hymenoptera; Formicidae
Product: arylalkylamine N-acetyltransferase 1
Molecular function (GO): N-acetyltransferase activity
Source: RefSeq, a predicted model, not a curated record